This is a messenger RNA of Equus quagga, 3008 nucleotides long. It is a transcript of the gene MPHOSPH6, whose product is annotated as M-phase phosphoprotein 6. Bases 2022 to 2450 code for a protein of 142 amino acids. NCBI's taxonomy places the organism in Eukaryota, Metazoa, Chordata, Mammalia, Perissodactyla, Equidae. The transcript is spliced from 6 exons. Gene Ontology annotation, biological process: maturation of 5.8S rRNA. The record is from RefSeq and is a predicted model, not a curated record.
AACAAAACUUUAUUUUCUCACAAUUCUAAAGAUCAAAGCAUAGGCAGGUUUGGAGUCUCUGAAGCCUCUCUCCUUGGCUUUCAAACGGAGGCCUUCUCGCUUUGUCUUCACACUGCCUUUCCUCUGUGCAUUUGCAUGCCUGAUGUCUCCCUAUGGACCCAAAUUUCCCCUUCUUAGAUGGACACCAGUCAGACUGGAAUAGGACAUACCUUAACGGCCUAUUUUAACUUAAUCUCCUCUUUAAAGGCCCUAUUUCCGAACACAGUCACAUCCUGAGACAAAAUUCUCAUCGGUUUUGGAGGGACACAAUCCAACUCAUAACGUGAUUACCUCUAUCGUUCCCACUUGGUAAACUCAUGACAACUCUCCUCUUGCUCUCAUUUCCGGACCUUUAGAGUUCCUAUUCUCUCCUUAGAACGCUCUACGGCCAACUCUUCGUACAAGAGGUUUUUCUCAACUUUCAAGCCUUAGCGCUAUCCUCGACAAGAGCCAUCCCAGACCCCCUCAUGUAAAGUACCCCUAAAAGUCACUCUAUCAUAUCAUCAUUUUAGGGAAAGCGAGGUCACGUGUUUUCACACACUCCUGUAGUCCAGAGAUCUGCCCAGGGUCUCAUAUGUAGCUAUGAAGGAAUGAGUUUCUGCAACCGCGGACCACAUCGUCGUGCCUUUAGUUACUCCACUGGGAGAACCUGACGGGCAGGGCCACGUUUUCACCACGUUCUUUGAGUCUCAGCUCCAACACUCACUAGCAACCCGAGCUCUGCUGAGUCCCAUAACCUCUGUGGGCCCCAGGUCCCCAAACUCUAUGAUGACGACACUUUCUUCAGAGUUCUCACGAAGGUUAAGUAAACACACGUCAGGCACCCUGCGAAAGAACGCGGCACAGGGUGCACGCUGUCAGCUGAAACGCCAGUCGGCUGGGUGUCUCCCAAAGCAGGGCCCGUGUGAACGGUGUGGAAAACGUCUGAGCCAUCGUCUUCCCCAUUCUUCAGAUGAACGCAAGGUCGUCUUCUGGUCCUCCUGUCUCUGACGCUCUCCGUCUCUUCUCCUCUUUAACCGAAGGAUCUUUCGGGUUCAACGACGCACACAACCGUUCCCAGGCGAGUUCCCCACGGUUUCCGCUGGAUUUCCACACCCGCUCGCCCGGUGUGCGGCGCCCUCCCUCACUGACUGCGGCUCGUCCAGGAAGCCCUGUGCCUCCAUCUACGCGACUGCAACACGGGGACGGGAACAGUACGGCCCACGGGGUUACCGUGAACAGCAAACGAGCCCUCCGACGUAAGCGACGCGGAACGCUGGAAGCCUGCCACCCAUCACGUCAGGAACAGUCCAGGCGGGACGGGGGGCAGCCGCCUCAAGGGUCUCACCAGAAGGCCUGAGGCAGCGACGCGGCACGGCGAGGUCCGGGUGGCCGCCCUGCCCGGCGCGGCGCCUGAGAGGUCCGGUCUAAGCCCUCGGGGAAGGCGGACCACAGCUCGGAGCGGCCAGGACGCGGGCCUCCUCCACCAGCGGCCUCGUCGGGGUCUUGCUUUAGCGACGGCGCCCUCGCCUCGAACUUCUUCCCGCGGCUACACGAGAACGACCCACGCCCUCCUCCGAAGGGAGAAACUCAGGCGAAGUCGCGGGGCGGGACGACGCACGCUACGUAAGACGUCGGCCGCUGAGCACGCAGCAGCGCGCAUGCGCGGCUGGGCUGGUGGCGGCGGGCGGAAGCCAGCAUGGCGGCCGAGCGCAAGACUAAGUUGUCCAAGAACCUGCUGCGCAUGAAGGCGCUGGGAACCGGAUUAUAAAUCCGGGGGCUUCUCUCGCAAAGCCCGCGGUCGGAUGGGAGAGACAGACCCGUCAGGAAGCAGGCAGGAUGCAGCGUACUAAGUGCGGCAAAGCUGCAAGCCCCGGGAACUUCCUUGGGAAGUGGUCCUGAGGUGAAGGAAGUGCACAGCGGGGCGGGGACGUGCAUCGCGACAUAAACAGAGGGAAAAUACAGUUCAGAAGUCUGAGAGGCAAAACCCAAAAAAUCCGUUCAUGCAAAGGGGGCUGGACUUGGAAACCAAGAAACAACUAGAAGAGGAAGAAAAGAAAAUCAUUAGUGAAGAGCACUGGUACUUGGAUUUGCCGGAGCUGAAAGAGAAAGAGAGUUUCAUAAUAGAAGAGCAAAGUUUCUCACUGUGUGAAGAUCUUCUCUAUGGAAGAAUGUCAUUCAGAGGAUUCAAUCCUGAGGUUGAGAAAUUAAUGCUUCAGAUGAAUGGUAAGAACAAAGCAGAGGAAGUUGAAGAUGAAACUGUGGAGCUCGAUGUGUCGGAUGAAGAAAUGGCCAGAAGAUAUGAGACCCUGGUGGGGACAAUUGGAAAAAAGUUUGCCAAAAAAAGAGACCGUGCCAAUUAUGAAGAAGAUGAAAACGGAGACAUAAAACCAAUGAAAGCAAAGAAGAUGUUCUUAAAGCCCCAAGACUGAAAUGGAUGCCUAAAGAUACAGCUCGGGGGUGCCUUGUGAAAGUUAGCGUAUUUUGGAACGCAUUCUGAUAGUUUCUCCAUAGUUAUUAAUAUUGUAAUGUUUAUUUGUAAAGAAACGUAUAAUUUUGGAAACACGCGGUUUGUGGAGCAGCUGUUGGUGCUGCUCUGCCCCCUUUGCUGGUGUUCAUCGCGAACGGAUGUUUAGCCCUAGGCCUUCAGAUGUGCAUGGAAUAUAGUCCAUGUUUCCUAAAGAUUUUUUUUUGACCUCAGGUUUUUUUUUAAUAUAGCUCUCCAGUCUUUGACCUUGAAUUGACUCAUAAUACCAAUGUUUAAAUUGCCUUAUGUUUAUAUUUAAAUUAUUAAUCAUGUCAAGCCAAUUCAUGCACACUUUUUGGAAUCAAAUGUUGUGAGAAUUGAUUAUACGUAAAUCCAUCAAGGACAACCCUGCCUCUCCAGCCUGAAGUAUUUGCAUUCUACCAAGUCGUUGUCAGUUUGUGAAAUUAUGGUUUUUUGUUUAAAGCCUUUAAUUAAUAAAAAAAGAAAAUUAUUCUAUAAUAAA